GUUCUCGUUUAGUUGUCAUAGCGUGAGGUUGUCGAGUCGGGAGAGUUUCUAGCGUUUCUCCGCGCUUAAUUAAUCGAAAACAAAAGCGCGUGUAUGUUCCAAAUCAAUAUUAAACUAACUAAAAACAUAAAAUAUUUAAAUGCAAGUGUAUUGCAUAUGUGUGAUAACACAUAAUAAGCAAAAUGCAUUGCCGUAUGUGCAGGCAACAAAAUUCUAAUAGUACAAGUGAGAACUUCUACACAGAGAUUGAGAAGAGAGAGAGUGAGUGAACAAGAGCGCUUGCGAGAGCGAGCAUAAAAUCACAGUCACAGCAGCAGCAAUAACAAAAAUAAAUACACACACACUAAAAUUUAACUGGCGCUGGAUCAUGCAACAGCAACAGCAACAGAAGCUGCUUCAAACGACGAAAAUGCGAACGAGCUUUACAGUACUGGCCGCUGGCGAGGCCGCCAUCAACGUCGCUAUCUUUGCGCAGGAAUAACGGAAUGUAGGCAAGAAAAAAGCGGAGGGAAAAAUCACAGUUGAAAACGAUCGAAUUUAUCAAGCAUCCAAGUUUAAAAAAAAAGGCAAAUAAAAAACAAAAAAUAUACGCAAAUUAAAGAGCAAAAACACUGCAAUAUGCACGUUUCAGCUAUUAAAAGCGAACAGCAGGAAAGGGCAAAGGAUGCAUAUGCAGCGAUAAAGUUUAAUAAUUAUCGAAAACGAAGCAGCAACGACGAGAACAACAACUACAUUAGCAAAAUUAUAAUGACGUCUUCAAUACUGGUGCAACGCCUCGCAACGCUGAGCAUGAGUGGCAAGUGGCGACGGCGCCGACGGCGGCGCAAACAGCAAAACGACGACGCAAUUGUGAAAGCAACAACAACAACGAAAACAGCAGUAGCGACAACAAGAGCAUGCGCCCAUAAUGAUAAUUGCAAUUAUAGUAAAACAACAAUGCGUGCCCAUGAUUUCAAUAAAAUCAAUAAAUUACAGCUAAUUACGUGCAUGCUACUGAUAACAACUACAACAAUUUGUCAAAGUUAUGCAGCUGCAGCGCCAUCGACGUCAGGUUCAUCGUCAGUGUCUGGCGAGGCGUUAACAUCGCCGCUGAGCGCGCUGCUCAAAUCGGGCGGUGCCUCCUACAAUCAACAGCUGCCACAGCAACAACUUUUUGCCAUGCUUGCAAAGAAUAACGGAAACACGGCUGCGCUGGCAUCGGUAGCAGAGGCUUCACAGUCACAGUCGGAGCAGUCACAGCAACACCAACAACAACAACAGCAGCAGCAUCAUCAACAUUCACGUCAGCGACCACGCUUUCUGCCGUUACGCGAAGACGAUUCAGAGGAUACGGGCGAUGAGGAAUUUGCCGCCUUGCAUAUUCCACUGGAAAUCGCAGCAGCGGCUGCUGCUUCGCUGGAAACGCGCGGCUUCGUGGCCGAUGAUGGCGGGCAAUACGAGCAGGCGGAAAAAGAGCUCGCUGCAGCCGAAUCAGCGGCAGCAGCAGCAGCGAAUGCGAAUGCCAAAAAUAACAAUAACAGCAACAACAACUACAACAAAAACUGUCCUAAGGAGUGCAAAUGCCAGAACGAGUUCUUCGAUUGCGAUAAGCAGCACUUGGAGCGGGUGCCCAUACUGCCCAACUAUGUGCAAACGCUGCAUCUGGCGGGCAAUAAAUUGAACGACAGCACCGUCCUAGCGAUUCGAAAUCUGUCCGAGCUGCAAAGACUCUCGCUGAAACGCAAUCAGCUGGAUGUGAUGCCCAUGUUUACGAAUCUGCAAUCGCUGCGCCAACUCAUCUUGGCCAACAAUCGUAUACAGCGCAUCUCGAGCGAGGCGCUCGCUUUGCUGCCCAAGCUGAAAUUGCUGGAUCUGAGCAAGAAUCAACUGCACAGCGUGGAGGCCAAUAUGUUCCCUAGACCAAACCGACUCUCCCAUUUAAUACUUAAUGGCAAUGAGAUCGGCAGCGUGAAUGAGCUGGCAUUUGCUACGCUUAGCAAUCUAACGGAUCUGGAGCUGAGCAACAAUCAUCUGAGCAGCCUGCCAGUGGGCGUCUUUAAGAACUUGCUGCGCCUAAAGAAGCUCACCCUCAAUUCGAAUCGAUUGGAGAUCAAUUGGUCAACGUUUCGUGGUCUGCAAGCGCUGCAGAAGCUGGAGCUGAAAGCGAACAACAUCAAGACGCUGCAGGAUGGCGUCUUUCAUGUGAUGCGCAACAUUGAGAGCAUUAAGCUGGAUCACAAUGACAUCAGUUCGCUGUCCCGUCAGGGUCUCUUCAAUCUGACCAAGUUGCACCAUUUGAGCCUAUCCAAUAACUCGAUCAGUCGCAUCGAGCUGGACACAUUUGAAUUUACCCAAUAUCUGGAAUGGGUCGAUCUGUCGCACAACCAUAUCAGCGACUUCAAGGCGCAGCACUUGGACUGUCUGAAGCGAUUGAAGCAUUUGAAUUUGGGCCACAAUAAGUUGCAGUAUUUGCCGGAGAAUACGUUCGACUGUGUCAAGAACCUCGAGGAGUUGAAUUUGCGCCGCAAUCGUCUCGCCUGGAUCAUUGAGGAUCAAUCAGCUGGGGCGCAUUUCAAGGCGUUGCGCAAGUUACGCCGGCUCGACCUCUACGGCAACAAUCUGAAGCAGAUCAGUAGCAAAGCGCUGACCGGACUAAACAGUCUUGUGCAGCUCAAUCUGGAGAACAAUGAGUUGGCUAGCAUUCAGCCGAAUGCCUUUGAGCAUAUGCAAAAUCUGCAGAAGCUCAGCUUCAAGUCGAAUAACUUCAUAUGUGAUUGCGAGUUGAUCUGGUUCCGUCAAUGGCAUCUCAAUCGCUUUGGCAUAAAGACUGAGAAGCUCUUCACAAAUGCUGUCUGUGGCUAUCCGGAGCACCUGCUCGAUAGCCAGCUCUUCCGGCUCACUCCUGAGCAACUCGUGUGCUCUGACUCACCCAAGCCGGUGCUGCAAAAUGAGCCCAGCAACAUGCUCGCUGUCAAGGGCGCCAAUAUUACCUUGGAGUGCAUGGCGACCUCGCCAGCUGCCGCUUCGGCUGCUGCCACCGAUGAGCUGGAGAUCAAGUGGCGGCAUGACAAUCAGCACGUCGUAGAGAACCAAAAUGUCCACGAUGGCGCCAGCACCAAGACGCAAAUACAUCCCGAUCAGAGCACCAAUCAGACAACGAUCUACGGUCACCUGCGUCUGUUCAAUGUCACUGACGAGAGCGCCGGCCGUUAUCAGUGCGUGGUGUCCAAUGCAUUUGGCUCCACCUACGGCCAAAAGUUCAAAAUAUCGAUAGGCAUUCAUCCCAGCUUCUUGCAUGUGCCCUCGAAUCUAACAAUAGAUGCGGGCGAAACGGCGCGCUUGGUGUGCUCGGCCAGCGGGGAUCCCAUGCCAGAGAUGGCGCUGCAAAAGUUUGGUGGUCGUGAUUUUCCAGCUGCCACAGAACGGCGACUGCAGGUGAUACGCGAGGAGAAUGCAUUUCUGAUAACGAAUGCCAAGCCGAGUGAUUCGGGCAUAUAUACCUGCACGGCAGAGAGUCCGGCGGGCGUGAUUAAAGUGAAUGCCACGCUGAUUGUGAAUGAUAAACCCCUGCCCAGCAUUCCACUGGUCCACAAGGAGGUCAUCCUGGGUCGCACCUGUGUACUGGAGUGUCUCAGUGAAUCGCUUAAUAUGGAGCUGGAGCAGCCGCAUCGUGAGUGGUUCAAGGAGAACAAGCCGUUGCAUAAUGCACCCACUGGGCCCGAUGCGGAGCGCUUCUACUUUACCGAGAGCAAGGAGCUCUUGGUCAUUGUCAAUGCACAGUCCACGGACGCUGGACACUAUCGUUGCGAGAUCAGCGACAAUUUGCGCACCUUGACACUGCAGUCGGAGCUGUUGGUGGUGCAGGAUAGCUUCAAUAUCGAUGUGGUGCUGCUUAUUGUGAUGAUUAUCACGAUAAUCACGAUCAUCUGUUUCUCGGUAUGCAUUGGCAUUGUUUGGAAGGUUUCGUACUAUCAGCGAAGAAAGCUGUUGCAUAGCUCGACUACGCGAAGCAGUCAGCACACCCUGCCGCUGGAUCAGACGCAGUUGACCACAAUGAAUCGUACCAUCAUACUCGAUAACGCGGCGCACAAGCAGCAACAACAGCAGCAGCAGCAGCAGCAACAGCAUCAACUGAAUCAACAACAGCCGCGGCAGCAGCAACAUCAUCAAUCGCAGUCUCAGCUACGGUCGCCAAGUUUGACGGACUUGGAGUGUGGUCCUGGCCAGAGGCAAAGUAGUUUGAUUGUGUACACGACGCCAUCGUAUGAGCAACGCUGCUUGGAGCAGGGUCUGACUCUGUGCUACAUGCAGCAGCCGGAACACGACCUGCAGCAGGAUCAUUUAUCCAGCAAAGACUCGGGCACGGGCUCCGAUGCAGCCGUCAAGCGAAGUCUGGAGGAUUUUGUUGUCGGCAUGCCGAGACGUCGGCUGCUGGGUGAAGAUGCUGGCGUCGAUGAUGAUGACGACGAUGUGGGAGAUGAGCAGGACGACAAUGAUUUGCAAUUUGCGCCGACGCGUGCGCUGGGCGUCUCUGUCUAUCAUGACUUGGAUGAGCACUACGAGCGCAAUCAAAGCGCACCCGAACAGCAGAGUUUCCUACGCAACAACAACAACAACCACCAUAACUACGAUGGUGGCGGUGGCGUAAUGGUGGGCGUGGCAAUGGCUGCAGCUGGCGACUACAAAGCAGCCAAAGCGGUGGACAUUUAAGUAUGAAAAGCCAAA
Messenger RNA from Drosophila navojoa, 4704 nucleotides. It is a transcript of the gene lbk, whose product is annotated as leucine-rich repeats and immunoglobulin-like domains protein lambik. Lineage: Eukaryota; Metazoa; Arthropoda; Insecta; Diptera; Drosophilidae. The record is from RefSeq and is a predicted model, not a curated record. Gene Ontology annotation, molecular function: protein binding.